Molecule: messenger RNA, 1950 nt
Organism: Fusarium pseudograminearum CS3096
Lineage: Eukaryota; Fungi; Ascomycota; Sordariomycetes; Hypocreales; Nectriaceae
Exons: 4
Coding region: 1-1950 (649 amino acids)
Source: RefSeq, a predicted model, not a curated record
AUGACGCCUUUUCUCAUUCUUGGUGUCUUGUACAUCGCAGGUGUAGCUGCUUCUGUUUCGAGACAGAUUCAGCUCGGAGACCUCGAAUACUUUAUCCCACCCGGACCAGCAUGGAAACUAAAAGACUGGAACGUCUCCGCCCACGAUGGCGAGUUUACGCCUCUCACCGUCGUCGGACCGAGCGGGCUUCCAAUUGAUGGACGUAUCAAUCUUGCUGCUAAAGCGUACGAGAGAGAUGAUGUGUGGACAAAACACUUCACUCAAGUUCUGUACUUCAAAUCAGACUCCGAUGUAGCCCACAACGUUUCGUCAGAGUAUAAUGUUUCAGCUAUAUACACUGGCACAGAAUCAGUUCCAGCUGGUCCCUACUUUGUCCAUCGUUAUACAGGCGAUUCAACGUAUCAAGACCCCAAUGGAACUCACCACCCUCUCCGCGCAGGAAUUCAAUCCGCAGCAGGCUUAACCAUUGCUGUCCCAUCACGCCUCUACUUCACCCGUACUAAAAAACAGCCACUCGCCGGUCUUCGCAUCGGUAUAAAAGACCUCUUCGACAUGAAAGGAGUCAAAACAAGCUUCGGCAAUAAAGCAUGGUACGACAUGAGCAAAGUCAAAACAGAAACGGCCAUCGCAGUCCAGAAACUCAUCGACGCCGGUGCUGUCAUCGUUGGCAAGAAUAAACUCUCAGAGUUUGCUUUUGCUGGUAUGUUUGUCACAGAACAUAUCGACUAUCUCCUCCCGGUUAAUCCUAGAGGAGAUGGGUACCAGUCUCCUAGUGAUAGCUCUGGUGGCUCCGCUGCGGCUGUUGCAUCGUAUGACUGGCUUGAUGCGAGCUUGGGAAGUGACACUGGUGGUAGUAUACGCGGUCCUGCUUCUACGAAUGGUGUUCAUGGGGGUCGUCCAACUCAAGAUGCCGUUAAUCUCACUGGAGCACUACCUUUGUCUGUUUCUAUGGAUACAGCCGGGAUAAUUGUCCGUGAUCCUCGGAUGUGGGCAAGGAUCAACAAGGUUCUUUAUGACGAUGAGUUGGAAGAUUAUGAUGGACUUCCAUCGGAGAUCUUUCUUGACCCGUCAACGAAGUCUGACAUCCAAGACUUGGAGCGAAAGUCUACACAAGCAGCAGAAGCUGUAGAAGGCUUCUUAGAUGGACUGUCAAAGAUUCUGUCAGCAAAACCGAAGACUAUUGACGUCGACAAUCUUUGGAGCAAUUCAACGCCAAAGGAAUACAAUGGUACAAGUCUGGGGGAAGCAGUGGGUAUAUUAUACGGCAAACUCACAAGAUGGGAGCAAUGGACCGAGAUUGGGAAGGACUUUAUUGACGACUAUCGUGAUUCUCACAAUGGAUCCCUUCCCUAUGUCGUUGACGGUACUCGUCGAGGGUGGCUUGAAAUUAACAAGACUUAUACGGAAGAGCUGCAUGAAGAGGAUUUGGCUUUGAAGAGUACUAUUGAGGAUUGGGUAGCCAAAGAACUUCUAACUCCAAGCACGAAAUCCUGCUCAAAGGCUAUCUACAUCUACAUUUCUGUCGCUGGCUUGCUUUACAAGCCAGACAUUGCACAAAACCCCUUUAACCCCUCCAUCCGCGAACUCAUGGAUGAGAUUUCCGAUCAAAAAGCUACAAUUGCGCGACUCAACACAACAGUCAACUGCAACUCGACUCUUGGGUCAGAAGAAGCUUGCAAGGAGUCAACAGAGUCUAAGCCACCCUCUCCAACACAUAUUCCUGUGUUUCCAGGUCGACUAGCCUCGGUGGCGGGUAUUCCAGACUACUCUAUUUCUCUGGGUGCGUUUGAUAUGGGGAGUGUCUCAAAUGUCACACUGCAGAACCAGUCGACUCCUGUAUCUGUUAAUAUUAUGGCUGGUCGGGGUUGUGAUUUUGUUAUUUUUGAUAUUGUGGAGGCUUUGUAUAAGGAAGGGUUGAUCAGGGAAGUCAAGAGUGGCGCUAUACCUUGA